This is a messenger RNA of Talaromyces proteolyticus, 3199 nucleotides long. RefSeq names its product putative beta-glucosidase. The transcript is spliced from 3 exons. The record is from RefSeq and is a predicted model, not a curated record. Gene Ontology annotation, molecular function: beta-glucosidase activity. Gene Ontology annotation, biological process: glucan catabolic process. NCBI's taxonomy places the organism in Eukaryota, Fungi, Ascomycota, Eurotiomycetes, Eurotiales, Trichocomaceae. Bases 281 to 3145 code for a protein of 954 amino acids.
GCUCGCAAUUGAUAACCCAUCCCUUUUCAGUCGUGCACGACUUGUCAUAAAGACUGCAUUUUGGCUCAGACUGCAAUCCAUGUUCAUUUAUGAUGGUUACUUGUACAUAAUACAUCAUACUUGUAGAUAUCCAGCACGACAGAUUUCAAGUGGACUGAGCCACGGCGGCAAGUAGCAAGCAGCAAGCCCCAGGCUCACAUGGAAGCAGCAGCCUCGCCAUCGUGAUUGCCUUUGGUGAAUAAGAAGCAGCACUAGGCAGAUCGAGAAAGAAGAAAUAGCAAUGGCAGACGCCAAAUACCAGCCCGUGUCGCAGGCUGACGCAGGCGACACUCACCCGCAGUCAACAGAACCCGAGCAUCAAUAUUCCACUCCCAUAUCCAACCACGACCAUCAUGACCAAAACUGGCAUUCAUUAGACGAUAUUGUCGCAUCCGACCUUUCCGAAGAAGAUGAAGCAGACGAUGACGCGAUGGCCACACUGAUGAGGAAGAGGAAAUGGAAGCGUGAUGGUGACAACGACAGCGACAGUUCCAGGCUGCGCCGCGCCGGGAACGUGCUGAAAGCUUCCAUUGUAAAGAAUCGUCUGUGUCUGAUUGAUUCUCCUCCAUGGUAUCCGUCUCCGCGAGGCGGUACAUCGGAGACGUGGGCGCACAGCUAUCAAAAGGCGAAGGUUAUGGUGCAGAAUAUGACGCUGCUGGAGAAAGUGAAUGUCACAACCGGCGUGGGCUGGUCGAUGGGAUUAUGUGUUGGGAAUACUGGUCCUGCGAUCGAAGCUGGGUUUCCUUCGCUGUGUCUUCAGGAUGGUCCCUUGGGGAUACGGUUUGCUGACCAUAUCACUGCCUUUCCCGCUGGUUUAACAACCGCAGCUACCUGGAACCGCACCUUGAUCGAAGAACGUGGCUAUUUACUGGGGAAGGAAGCUCGUGGAAAAGGCGUAAAUGUUCUUUUAGGCCCGUCCAUGGGUCCGCUGGGACUCGCACCAGCGGGAGGGAGAAACUGGGAGGGAUUCUCUCCGGAUCCCGUGCUCAGUGGUAUCGCUGCUGCCGACACUAUCAAGGGAAUUCAAAAGACUGGGGUCAUGGCUACUGCGAAACAUUUUGUUCUAAAUGAACAAGAACAUUUCAGACAAGGAGGAGAAUGGCUUCUACCCAAUGCCAUAUCUUCAAAUAUUGAUGACCGGGCUCUGCACGAGGUUUUCAUCUGGCCUUUUGCGGAAAGCAUCCGCGCGAAUGUGGCUAGUGUGAUGUGCUCGUAUCAAAUGGUCAAUAACUCAUACGCUUGUGGCAAUAGCAAACUUUUGAAUGGGAUUUUGAAAGAUGAACUGGGAUUUGAGGGGUUUGUUCAAUCCGACUGGCUUGCUCAGAGAUCGGGUAUAACAAGUGCUCUUGCCGGUCUUGAUAUGUCAAUGCCUGGAGACGGUUUCGCUUGGGCAGAUGGCGAUUCCUUCUGGGGAGAGAAGCUCACAAUCGCUGUCCUGAAUGGGACUAUGCCUAUGGAACGUUUGAAUGAUAUGGUAACUCGCAUUGUGGCCGCUUGGUAUCAGCUAGGACAGGACGAGCCUGGGGACAAUCCAACAUCGCCCAACUUUUCUUCCUGGACAAAUGAUGAAUAUGGGCAUCUAUACGAAGGAUCAGGAGACAAGACAUCUGGCAAGGUGAAUAAAUUCGUUGAUGUUCAAGGCAGUGGAGAUGAAGCCCAUAGUAUCACUGCCCGCAGAGUCGCCGCUGAAGGCACCGUGCUGGUGAAGAACGACAAUGGGAUACUUCCUCUUAGCCCUCAGGGGCAAGGUAUAGAGGGUAAUAUCUAUCAUGUAGGCAUAUUUGGAGAGGAUGCUGGACCUGGGAAAGGUCCUAAUGCUUGCGUAGAUCGAGGCUGCAACCAAGGGACAUUAGGAUCUGGCUGGGGCAGUGGUGCUGUCGAAUUUCCGUACCUCGUUACUCCAUACGACGCUCUGAAAGAGUCAUUCGAUGCGGGGAAAGUCGACGUGCAAGGAUUUCUGACCAAUGAAAUCUCCGACCAAGACCUUCAGCGUCACGAUCUAUGUAUGGUUUUCGUCAAUUCGGACUCCGGCGAAGGGUACCUAAAGUGGGAGAGCGUAAGAGGGGAUCGGAAUGACCUAUAUCUCCAGAAGUACGGCGAUGAUCUAGUCCAGAAAGUCGCCGAUAAUUGUGGCGGUUCUGCUGGCGAUACUAUUGUCGUCGUCCAUGCUGUGGGCCCUGUCAUACUGGAGAAAUGGAUUGAGCACCCACGCGUGAAAGCAGUUGUUCUCGCUCACUUGCCAGGUGAGGAGAGCGGGAAUGCCCUAGCAGAUGUUUUUUUCGGAAGAGUUGAUGCUAGUGGAAGACUUCCAUACACGAUCGGCAGGAGUCUUGAAGACUAUGGUGAGAGUGCACAAGUCCUCUACUUUCCGAAUGCGAUAGUGCCGCAGGUCAAUUUCACGGAUGGCCUGUACAUCGACUACCGGUAUUUCGACAAGCACGAUAUCAGUCCUCGGUAUGAGUUUGGAUUUGGGCUAUCUUACGCUACAUUCGACUACUCGGACCUCACAAUAUCUCCUGUUCGCGAUAAAUCGCUCUUACCACCACCCCGACCACAAGCACCAGUUUCGCCUCCGGAAUACAGCAAGGAAAAGCCAGAUGCAAAGUCCGUCCUAUUCCCAGCUGGGUUUAAAAAACUCCACAAGUAUAUCUACCCGUAUUUAUCCGAUCUCUCAGCGAUCAAGCAGAAGCACUUUGAAUUCCCCAAGGGCUAUGAAACAACACAACCGCUAUCCCCGGCUGGCGGUGGCGCCGGCGGCAACCCGUCGUUAUAUGAGACAUUCGUGAUCGUCACAGUCAACGUCACCAACACUGGCAACCGAACGGGACAAGAAGUUGUGCAGCUGUAUGUGUCGUUUCCCGACAACGUCGAGGAUCGCGAUGACAAGUUCCGUGAGUCUAUCGAAUUCCCUACGCGGGUUCUGCGCGCAUUCGACAAAGUGGAGAUUGCUCCGGGUCGUACCAAAAGAGUCGAGAUGGCACUGACCCGAAAGGACCUGAGCUUCUGGAGCACACGGCGCCAGAACUGGGUGAUGCCUGUCGAGGGGCGAUUCAAGAUCGAGGUCGGCCGCAGUUCGAGGGAUCUGCCGCUGCAGGGCGAGUACUGAUUAGCUAUUAUAUCUUAUAUCGGCUUAGCUGUAAUGGAACGACUACAUACUUUA